AGAACACUAGUCCACAGUGAGCAGUGUAAGUACGUCCACAUCCAUCCAAUCGAUCCACUGUCAUGUAUGAGGCGCGACUUUGCGUCUAUGGCUAUGUAUGCACUCAAUAAUUCCACCUGCAUCGAUCAGUCUUUCUCUGUUCUCCUGAAUGACAUCCAAUAAUGACACGGGGACAAUGAUCUGAAUGCCUCUUGGAGCUGAGAAGCCCUAUGAGGAUAUAACUGGUGAGACGACGAACCGCGUGAAAGGUUCUAUUGCAGACGUCUUGGUCUUGUUCAGGGUGGUGGCGGCUGAUCAACGAAUGAAGCCCUUUUCGCAGGGAUCGGCGCCCGGCAGGCGGCGCUGCACACCGAAGGAAACGUGUACGCGCUGUCGUUGUCUCUGUGUCGAUGUAAAGGACUUUUUGCCGUCGAGUUGUGCAGCGAAAACGCAGAGCCGAUCGCCAACAAUUUUACCCCGAUUUUAUCGGUGUUCACCUCCUGCACUCCGGUUGCUCUGGGGAACCUGUUUGUUGCAGGUAGCGAAUGGCUUUGAACAGCGCGACCGUUCGGGCCAAGUCAGUCCAGGCGUGGAAGUGGGGUGCAAGGCUGGGCAAGGACAUCGUGAAGGCAGUGGUUGCUCCAGCUCCUCUAGUAUAUCAAGAACGAGCAGCAAACACGUAAGUGCUCCCUCCACCUCUUUUGCAGACGACUUUGCGAAGGACUUGAGGACCGAAAUUCCGCGCAACCCUUUUGAGAAUGGCAGCCCUAUUCAAGGGGCUUCUUGGAGUGCUGUAUCCACAGAGGUGAACACCGGGACAGAGUUGCCGUCUAGUACUAGUGCGUUUCUUGCUUUUGGUACUCCUCAAGAAACCGUCUCGGGUGGAGGCAGUAGUGCUUCAUCGACGAAAUUAGCAAUAUUAGACAAUCGGAAUCAUGUUCUGGAGGUCUUUUUUCGGGAUCGCAUGCGCAAGUAUCUGUCGCAAGUGAAGCGAGAAAGCGACGGAGCAGCCUCGAAAAAGGGAAAGGAGUCAGGAAAGGCAGGAAGUCGAAAGGAGCCUGUGUCUGAGCUAGCCGAAUGCACUAAGAAUCUCGUGACGAAGCAACUCAAAUACGACUUUGGUCCCGCCGAGUCAAUGACUGCCGGACAUGCUGGUGGGAGCGCUUCUGCGGGAGAGCCGAAUGAUGAUAGUGGUAGUGCCGAAAAACAAGACCAAAAAGAUAGUGACACUAGUAGUACUGAUGUGGAUGACUACGAGAAGGAAAGCAGAAGAAAAAACGAUGAAGCGAUAAAUGGCAAGGCGGUUUCACAGGUCAUAAAGGACACUGUCGAAGAGUCCAUGGCGAUGUCGGUUGGCCAAGAGGCGGGGCUAUCCGAGCUCCUCGCGUGGAACUAUCAUGGAGAAGAGGCUAGAGAAAAAGCCAAGAAGGAGAACAACGGGCAGUACAAACCUCCUGAUAAUGUUCCGCUUGUUGAUAACGUGCUCCGCCAAUUCAGACUCUAUCGCAGUCCCAGUUAUGUCGAGUACGAGGACCCUAAAAGUUUUGUUGAAGCAUUCAGGAAAUGUAUUUCGAUUUUUCUUUUUUACAUCUGAAUCUGUCUAAGUACUUACUAUCGUACUACAACUUCAAUGACAAUUGCGCGAACGCAGCAGGGUAAGUUUGGUUUUCAUACACCUUUUUUUCUUUUGGCCUGCUCAAUAGCUCUGGCACUUUUCUCAAGAUUAUGAAGGUACUAUCGCCAGGACCAGUGACCACGCGGUCUGCGAAGUAGCAUCCGAGGAAAUCCGUUUUCCUCCACCCUCACAAACACGCGUCCAGCAGUGCACGGAGGUCAAAAGUCGGUUGCAGCGUCUUCACGAUUUAGCACUGUACGCGAAAAAAAAUGACCUGGUUUCCGACAUUGCCUUGGGCGACAAGGAUGAGGAAUCGAAAGAGAGAAUGCAACGGCUGUGGAAUGCUUUUUGGGGGUUGCUGGUUGACGAAACGCUUCGCACGGACAGCGAGAACACCACGAAGCAUAUGGCCGGGCUCGUAGAUGCUUAUUGCCAUGCUGGGCAAAGUCCCACGCCCGUUUAUGCCGACGGACCACGGCCACCCGUUUUUCUGUUCGGCGUCGUUGAGGACUUUCGUGCUCCUUGGCUCCUAGGAUCAGAAUUCUUUGCGAACGGCUACAGCCACGACUGGUAUCCAGCCUAUAAUCGGCGCUUAGUUUUGUGUGCAAUGUAUCUCGCAGUGCAUGAAGCUUUGGACGUCUUUGUGUUGAUGCCGGACCCUGGGAAAAAAGAUUACAGGAGUCGUGUUCUGUUCGAGGAGCUUAUGCAGCUAAUGGCGUUUCUCGAUGCUGGUGUCAUUAGCCUGCAACCUCUCGCAGGUGAGAACGAGGAUCGUUUCAACGUUCAGGUGUUACAGAUCACAUCUAGUGCCGAGAUGUGCGACGACGCUGUCAAGGGUCAUCGAGAAGUGGAAGAUAAGGACGUCAAUGCGGUGUCUUCGAGACUACGCAAGCAGCUGCGGGCGUUUGCUUGCAGUCCCGAUACAACUGGCACCGAUACAACUGGCACAGCUCUAGUUACGACGAUCGAGUUGACGAAGGGACAGGCACCACCCGUGGGGCAGAUGUACAUACCGUCCAUCCGUGUUCGUGAUGUACCAGCUGGUUUAUCGAAUGGCGCCAGCAGUGACACCUACGCGAGCGUAUUCAGACACGACCUCGAAAUCGUCCGCGAUUUGCUCGAAGAACAGAGGAAGCGAGCACUCGAUACACCUCAUUCUCCGGCUGAAGAGGUCGAUGACAGUUCGGCUUCGGGCACCCGAGUAGCAUCUGACGUCGCCGAGCUUGUCAUGCGAAAAUUGUUAGAAGAGGUUGCAGCGUCACACCCAGAUGGUCCACAAGGCACUUCAACCUUGCAGCUCCAGGAGCGCCCGUCCAAGCUGCGACGACCGAACUCCCCUAACACCGCUUUCGUCGCGGUGGAAGCGGAGCGCUAGAAGGGGUCGGUAGAAUAAAGCAUCUUCAUUCAGUAGAAACGGAGAUGUGAUUACUUAGAAGUGUCAUCUUCUUUCAGAGGAUAACUAGUAGAAAAAUGGAGCAAAGCUUGUUCACUCAGAACAAGAUCAAUUCGCCCCGAGCAUUUUUUUAGAGGAAUUUUGAUAAGAAAAUUCUGCAUGAAAGUAAAUAAGUAAUGUUGGGACGAAUAGAACGUGUACACGACUCAGAAGUCAGGAGAUCAUCAGACGACUAUGGAGCGCCUGUUGUAGUACCACAAGUUGAAUAGCUUUUUAUGCUAGUCUGUGUCUGUCUCAUUCAUAUCGGUAGCUCUGCUCUCUUGCUUUUUUCAGGUUCCUGGUUUCCUCUGUUGCUUGCUUCCUAUCAUUAUAAAUAUCAUCAUCAUGCUAGUAACAAGCAGGGUUGCAGCUCAUUUCUAUUAAGUAGCUCCUUCAACGAGACCGAGGGAGAGGUUGAUUGACCUUGAUAUGCGCAUUCACUUACAUCGUUACAACAAUUCCACCCUGGCACCAGAUCCUAUGUCCUACAUUGUGCCCAGGAUAGAAAGAGACAACGAGGCAAAUUUCCUUUGCGAAACCGAUAUUAUUUCAACAAUGAGGUAGAAGUAACUGGCAGCGCUACAAUUUUGCCUACGUGCGUUCAAUCAGCC
Amoebophrya sp. A25 is the source of this 3637-nucleotide messenger RNA. Lineage: Eukaryota; Dinophyceae; Syndiniales; Amoebophryaceae. The record is from the annotation of a GenBank genome assembly.